CGCCCGCGCCAUAACAGCCGGUGUCAACUGGUGGCCAUCGGCCGGGUUUGCAUCUUCGUCUCUCUCUCUCUCCCGCCCCCCAAAAAGUAUGGUGAAGCGGAGGAGGAAAUCAUCGCGGCGCUCGGACUCGGAGACGGACACGGAGACGGAAUCGCCGUCGCCGUCUCUUUCGAGCUCCGAUGGCUCGGAAGAGUCCUCCGGGAGGCGGCGACACCGCCGCCGGAAGGAGCGGAGCGGUUCUAGGAGAGAGAAACAUAAGAAAAGAGAGAGGAGUGGCGGCAGUAGUAGUAUUAGGAAGAAAGAGAGGGGACGCGUGGAUAGAGAGAAGGAGCGGAAGAGGUCGAGGAAGGAUGAGAAGAGGAGCAGCAGGAGGAGCGCUCGCGAUGGAUCUUCUGGCGGUUCGGAUGCGGAGACGGAGAGAGCUUGUAUUCAUCCGGAAUCGGUUCUGAGGAAUAUGUUGUUGGAGUUCCCUAGUGUAGCGAGUGACUUGAGGCAGCUUCUGCAAAUGAUUGAUAGUGGACAAGCAGUUGACAUCAAUGGCAUAUCCGAAAGAUUGUUGGUUAGGCAUUUGAAGCAGCUCUUCCAUUCACUCGACCUUGAGGAAAAAGAUGGAGUAUUCUUACUGCCACCAAGUAGCCGUCCAGUUCUGCACGUUGUUGGACCCUUGAUUGAAGCUCAUAUGGAGCAUAAAGAGGAAAAUCUUAAACAGCCUGAAGUUGUGAAGAACUCACAGCUGGAGUCUAACCAUCGGGAGGGCAUAAGCGGUGAUGUUUCAGAGGAAGGUUCUUCAGCUCGUAGAAGGGUCAUUGGUCCAGAAAUGCCGUCAGCUGAGUUGUUGGCUGCCGCGGCUAAAUUAACCGAAGCACAGGCUGAGCUCAGGGAUGCUGAAUUGGAGGAAGAUACAGAAUUAUUCAUUGGACCUGCACCACCAGCUGUGGUUGCUGAAGCUGAAUCUGCAAAUGAAGCAGAGCGUUUUGAAGAGGUGACAAGAAUCAUGGGAGCUGAGGUUGAUAACCCUUAUGAUGUAGUGGGCGUGAACCACAACAUGUCCACCGAUAAGGUGAAGAAAAGGUACUGGAGGUUGUCUCUUUUGGUGCAUCCGGACAAAUGCUCUCAUCCACAAGCUCACCAAGCAUUUAUCAAACUGAACAAGGCAUUUAAGGAUUUACAAGAUCCAGAUAAGCGAAAAGUAUUGGAUGACAAAAUCAAACUGAAGGAGGAACAAGAGGCAUUUAAGAUUGAAUUGAAAGCAAUGCGUGAGGCUGCCCAGUGGAGGAGAUUGCAGGGUAUAUCCAUGGAAGGUGAUGAUGAGCUCUUAGCAGACAUACAGGUUAAAGAGAUGCCCAAAAGAGACGAGUGGAUGACAACUCUACCUCCAGAAAGGAAAGCCGGUGUGUCUAUGCAAUCCACAAAAUUUAGCAAGGGCUCGAAAGAAGGCCGUGGUGACACCAGUGUAUGGACUGAUACGCCAUCAGACAGAGCACAGAAAGCUAAGAUGACUUAUCUGGAGGCAUACAACGAGGCUACGGCACUUGCUUCAAAUGAAGAGGAAAAGAAGAGGGUCAAAGCAGACGGGGACUUGGUGGACAUGUACAACAAGGCCAAAAGAUCGAAAUCAUUGGUUCAAAAGCACCAAGAAGAGUCUACGAGCCGUUCAAAGAAGAAGCAGAAGCAGCAACCACAAGAGAAAGAAGAUUGGUUGGGGAAACAUCCAUGGAAACCAUGGGAUAGGGAGAAGGACCUAGUCGCUGGGCGCCAGAGUGUAAACCUCGACUCCGAAAAUAUGGCUCAGGGAUUGACUUCUAGGUUUUCCUCUGGAAAUUUCCAAAGGAACUUCCUCUAGGUCCUGGGUGUAUUAUUGCCGGAUGAAUUUUUUCUUUUCUUUUUAGGUAAGAGUUUGUUUAUUCAGCAAGAUACUAGGAAAAAAAGGAUGUUUAAAAUGUCUUAUAGUGUGUUGAUAAUGUCAACCAUUCCCGAAAAUCGUCCUUUCUCAUGAUGAAGAAAGCAACUUGUGAUCGGUU
Rhodamnia argentea is the source of this 2021-nucleotide messenger RNA. RefSeq lists its product as uncharacterized. The record is from RefSeq and is a predicted model, not a curated record. Lineage: Eukaryota; Viridiplantae; Streptophyta; Magnoliopsida; Myrtales; Myrtaceae. The coding region runs from base 89 to 1843 and encodes 584 amino acids. The transcript has 11 exons.